Molecule: messenger RNA, 1229 nt
Organism: Oncorhynchus masou masou (cherry salmon)
Lineage: Eukaryota; Metazoa; Chordata; Actinopteri; Salmoniformes; Salmonidae
Exons: 2
Coding region: 416-958 (180 amino acids)
Biological process (GO): peptidyl-tyrosine dephosphorylation
Cellular component (GO): cytoplasm
Molecular function (GO): MAP kinase tyrosine/serine/threonine phosphatase activity; protein tyrosine phosphatase activity
Source: RefSeq, a predicted model, not a curated record
UUUUAAUAAACAGAGCUAUGUAGAAGUUGCUGUUGAUUAGCCGCUUCCUAGCAACUGGCUGGCUAUGUUAGCUGCAUGGAGAUAUUUUUACAUCCCCCCCGGCUGCUCCCCAUUAAAGCGCGUUAAAGGGGCACCCGACGCCCUUGCAAUUGAAUGGAGCAUGUUUAAUGCAGAGCCGGUCGCCGGGGGGGACGUGUGUGUGUGUGUGUGUGUGUGUGUGUGUGUGUGUGUGUAGCCGGCUGCAUUUGUUCCAAUCGGACGCAGAUGAAUCGACGUAAAAAAAGAAUCACGCAGUCACCUGGUCGGUUGAGGAUAGAGAUUCUGGCUACGUUCCAGUGUCAUCUUGUCUGCCAGUCAGCUAUCUGUGGUCCACACACAACACUGCCUACGUACUUCCUUUGGUUAACCUGUUUCCAUGCAUCAGUCUGGUGAACAGAGACUUGCAGGUUUGUGUCAAAUUACCGAACACCUUUUCCUCAGCAAUGGCAGAGCUGCAAAUGAUAAGGCUGUCAUAUCUCGUUUCAACAUCACCUGCAUCAUCAAUGCCACACAAAACAUCACAAACACUUCCACUGCAGAGGUGGAAUAUGUCCAUAUACCUGUUACAGACUCUCCAUCUUCUCCUCUAAGCGACUUCUUUGAUGAGGUAGCGGAUAAAAUCCAGCUCGUUGGGGAGCAGUGUGGACGCACAUUGGUUCACUGCAAUGCAGGUGUGAGUCGCUCAGCUACAUUAUGCUUGGUGUAUCUAAUGAAGUACCAUGGAAUUACACUUUUGGAGGCACACAAAAAGGUCAAAUCUUGUCGACCUAUUAUUAGACCAAACAGUGGAUUCUGGAAGCAACUCAUCCGGUAUGAACGCAAGCUCCGUGGUUGUGCCACGGUCACAAUGAUCACAUCCCCCAUGGGUGAAAUACCUGACAUUUAUGAAGAGGAGACCAAAGAUAUGCUUCCUCUUUGACAUGCACUGUUUGUUAACCCCAUUGUGAAAAUGCAUUAGUACUCGUUUUAUAUCCAGUAUGUUGAGUUGGAAGUGGUCCUCUCAAAUGUAUUUGUAAACUUUGAUUCAGAAAUAAAAAUUACAAUUGUACAAUGUCACUUUACGAUUUACAACUAAACAAAGGUUUGUCUGUUUUGUAAAGGCUACAACUUCAAUAGUGUCAUCCAAUGUAAGAAGUGUCCACGGGUAGAAAAGUUCAAAAUAAAUAAAUUCAAACAACAAUGAAUUGUUA